AAAAAAUGGAAGCCAUCGUCUUCGUGCCCUAAGAAAAAAAGGAAGGAUUCAUCUGAAGAAGAAGAUGAUGUUACGAAGAUUGAUUCCUCUUCAUCGAAAAGAUUUCACUUUGAUUCAGCCUCGUACUGCUAAUCCAUACGAGUUCUUGUCUUCCGCCUUCUCUGUUGUCAGUGAUGGUAGAGUUUCGUACUCAGAGAGAUUGAGAAGUGGUCUCGUCGAUGUCAAGAAGGAUGAUGCUGUUGCUCUGUUUCAGUCCAUGGUUCGGUCUCGUCCUCUUCCUACUCUCAUAGAUUUCAACAGAUUGUUUACUGCAGUAGCCAAAACAAAACAGUAUGAUCUCGUUUUAAGUCUGUGCAAGCAAAUGGAACUGAAAGGGAUUGAGUUUGAUCUCUACACUCUCAACAUUACAAUCAAUUGCUUCUGCCGUCGUAGUAAGCUCGGUUUUGCCUUUUCUGUUUUGGGGAAGAUGUUGAAACUUGGGUAUAAGCCCAACACAGUCACAUUCUCUACUUUGAUUAACGGUUUAUGUCUCAAGGGUCUAGUUUCCCAAGCUGUGGAGUUAGUUGACCGUAUGGUGGAAAUGAAGGUUAUACCAAAUCUUAUUAUACUUAACAUUAUUGUCAAUGGACUUUGUCUCAAAGAUAGAGUAUCUGAAGCUAUGGCUUUGAUAGAUCGGAUGGUGGAUAAUGGAUGUCAACCCAGCGAAGUUACUUAUGGUCCUAUUUUGAACAGAAUGUGCAAGUCAGGGAAGACUGCCUUGGCCUUGGAUCUGCUCAGAAAGUUGGAAGAUAGAAAGAUCAAGCUCGAUGCUGCUAAAUACAGUAUCAUCAUUGAUAGUUUUUGCAAAGAUGGGAGUCUCGAAGACGCACUUAGCCUUUUCAAUGAAAUGGAAACCAAAGGUAUCAAACCAAAUGUCAUUACCUACAAUUCUCUCAUAGGUGGCUUCUGUCGUGCUGGAAGAUGGGAUGAUGGUGCACAGUUGCUGAGGGAUAUGAUAGAAAGGGAAAUCACCCCAAACGUUGUCACUUUCAGUACGUUGAUUGAUUGUCUUGUGAAAGAGGGAAAGCUUAGUGAGGCUAAAGACUUGUACAAUGAGAUGAUCACAAGAGACAUAGAUCCUGACACAAUUACAUUUAAUUCUUUGAUAUAUGGGUUGUGCAACGAAAAGCGCUUAGAUGAAGCCAACCAGAUGCUGGAUCUGAUGGUUAGCAAGGGAUGCGAUCCGAGUACCGUGACUUAUAGUAUCCUUAUAAACGGCUAUUGCAAGGCUAAACAGGUGGAUGAAGGUAUGAGACUUUUCCACAAAACGUCUUUGAGAGGAGUGGUUGCCGAUACAGUCUCUUAUAACACUCUCAUCCAAGGCUUUUGUCAAUCUGGAAAACUUAGUGUCGCCAAAGAACUCUUCCAAGAGAUGGUCUCUGAAGGUGUUCAUCCUAAUAUUAUGACUUACGGUAUUUUGCUGGAUGGGUUGUGUGACAAUGGAGAACUAGAAAAGGCUUUGGAAAUAUUUGAUCAGAUGCAGAAAAGUAAGAUGGAACUUGAUAUCGGUAUAUAUAGUAUCAUCAUUCACGGGAUGUGCAGUGCAAGUAAGGUCGAUGAUGCUUGGGAUCUAUUCUGUAGCCUCCCUCUCAGAGGAGUGAAGCCUAACGUCAGAACAUAUACUAUAAUGAUUGGAGGGUUAUGUAAGAAAGACUCGCUGUCUGAAGCGGUCCUCUUGUUUAGAAAGAUGGGAGAGGAUGGGGUUGCGCCUAAUAGUUGUACAUACAACACACUAAUACGAACUCAUCUCAGAGGCAGUGACAUAAGCAAUUCAGUUGAACUCAUCGAGGAAAUGAAGAGGUGCGGCUUCUCAGCAGAUGCUUCCACCAUAAAGAUGGUUAUGGAUAUGUUAGUGGAUGGAAAGGUGUGUAAAAUUUCAAGAUAGUAACUACAACUGAGCCAAACUUGCAAGAUUAAUGACUCCUUAGCACUGCGAUAGAUUUCAUGUGCUCCAAACACUUCCCCUGUUACACUUUUGUGUAUCUGUUAAUAUAUUCAAAUCUGUAUUCAAAAUUCUGAAGCUCUGCUAGAAAAGCUGAGGUGGUAAAGAGAAGAUCUCUGAGUCUUGACCAUAUAUAUUACUUGGAAUUGCUCCAUAUAUGAGGAUGCAAACCCAAUAUCCUGACAAAAUCAGAGUAUCAGGAAACUCAUUGCAAGUGGUCAUUCUCGUAGCACUCUCAAAGGUAAAGCCACAUCCAUGUCACCAAAACUGGAAGAGUAUAAGGAUUUGUCUAAUCGAUUGUAAGGUGGCAUCGAAAACAAAAAUCAUAGGCUCCAUCAUCAAGGACUGAACGGUCAUGAGCCACACCAUCUGGACCAUCAACAACCUCACAAAUUCCUGUUCCAUGCAUAAGCAACACUAUUGUCUCCCUCCCUUACCACUCUUUUCUGGCCUCACUGGUACCUGGUAACGUCAGAGCAUCAAAGCCCUGGCUGCUCGUGAGUUUCAUUCCCACCAACCUUCUUUUUUUUUACUUCUAAAUGAUUUUUUUUUUGUAUGUUUAUAUAGUUACA
Eruca vesicaria subsp. sativa (arugula) is the source of this 2553-nucleotide messenger RNA. NCBI's taxonomy places the organism in Eukaryota, Viridiplantae, Streptophyta, Magnoliopsida, Brassicales, Brassicaceae. The record is from the annotation of a GenBank genome assembly.